CUUUUAUUUUUGAAUGAAAUGACCGGAAACGUGUGUUAGCUUCAACUAGCUUUGUGCUAACCGUUUAAUUUCAUCCGCAGCCUAAUUAGAUCUGGGACGAACCCGUCUACCUGUGCAUUAUUAAACCGCCGGAACCGGUCUAUCCCAGGUUUACGGCCGACCUGUUUGUGGACCGAGUCAGAACUCUAUCACAGACACUCAGCGGCGCCGAACUGAAGGUUAGUUACCCUGUUAGCUGUUGGGCUAAUCCAGGAGAAGAAUGGACCUGUUCGACGACUUGCCAGAACCGACACAGACUUCCGCUCCAUCAGCCAUCACAGCUCAGCUGGAGACCGCUCCGGAUGAAGAGGAGGACAGAAGGUCAAAACGAAGACGAGAGGAUGUCGAGGAGGAGAAGAAGGAUGACAUCAAGAAAGUUUGUAGAGAAGGGCUCCCCAGGCUGAAAGGCUACGUGGCGGCGAGGCGUGGGGAACGCGAGGAGAUGCAGGACGCUCACGUGUUGCUGCCUGACAUGAGCAGCUGUCUGUCGUCGCUGCCGGGACAUGUGUCUCGUGUCUCAUAUUUUGCCGUGUUUGACGGCCACGGCGGAGCUCGGGCUUCUCGUUUUGCGGCUGAAAAUCUUCACCUGAAUCUGGCCAAAAAGUUCCCCACAGGAGACAAUGAGAACCUGGACAAGUUGCUGAAGAAGUGUCUGCUGGACACUUUCCGGCAGACGGACGAAGACUUCCUGAAGAAAGCAUCCAGCCAGAAGCCGGCCUGGAAGGAUGGAUCUACGGCCACGUGUGUGCUGGUGGUGGACGACAUGGUGUACGCAGCCAACCUGGGAGACAGCAGGGCAGUGCUUUGUCGGAUGGAAGCAGCGGCUGCAGAUGGACAGAAGAAGUUGGCCGCUCUGGCUCUCAGUAGGGAACACAAUCCAACCAUUUACGAGGAGCGGAUGAGGAUCCAGAGAGCUGGAGGUACUGUCAGGGACGGCCGUGUACUCGGCGUCCUCGAGGUGUCCCGGUCCAUCGGAGACGGUCAGUACAAACGCUGCGGAGUUAUUUCAACGCCUGACGUGAGAAGGUGUCAGCUCACAGCCAAUGACAGGUUCAUCCUUCUGGCCUGUGACGGUUUGUUCAAAGUGUUUUCAGCCGAUGAAGCCAUCAAGUUUGUUCUUAACGUCCUCCAGGAGGCCAGCGUGGAGCAGAAGGAUGAUCUGACGGAGGAGGAGCUUCGUUUUGAAGCUGCGUGUCAACAGUUAGCCAGCGAGGCGGUGAGACGAGGCUGCGCCGACAACGUCACCGUCAUCCUGGUUUCUGUCUGCCACUGAGCACGCCCAGUGUCAGUUUCAGUGAUCUGAGAUCUGCAUGUCUCAUUUGUUUUCAAAUAAAAUCUUUUUCUUUA
Girardinichthys multiradiatus is the source of this 1386-nucleotide messenger RNA. It is a transcript of the gene ilkap, whose product is annotated as integrin-linked kinase-associated serine/threonine phosphatase. The record is from RefSeq and is a predicted model, not a curated record. NCBI's taxonomy places the organism in Eukaryota, Metazoa, Chordata, Actinopteri, Cyprinodontiformes, Goodeidae. The coding region runs from base 260 to 1312 and encodes 350 amino acids. Gene Ontology annotation, biological process: protein dephosphorylation. The transcript has 10 exons. Gene Ontology annotation, molecular function: protein serine/threonine phosphatase activity; cation binding.